CCCCCGUAAAGAGAGAGCGCCGAUAUAUAGCAUCCACAAGAGUGAAACAAAAAAAAUCUGAUCGGCCAUUCAGCUAGCCACCCGUUCGUUACCUUCCGAGCCUUCCAGUCCGCAUUCCCCGCAUUCCCCUCUCUCAGUAGAAGUCUUUCCCAGCACGACAGUCCCGGAAGAAGAGACGACACAUUGCAUUCCCGGCAUGGCCUUGGCUUCCACCUCCGCCCCCUACCGCAGCAGGCAGCCCCAUUUCCUCAAACAGGUGGUGUGCAGGAGGAAAGAGAAGGACAGAGACAGAGACCAGCAUUUCCCGUUUAAGGUCGUCGAGAUCACGCCCCCGCCCAAGAGCCUCGGCGUCCGCUGCUUCCCCACUGUGCGCAUCCUCCUCCCGCCCCCCUUUCGUCGUCCAAGUGAACAAGUUACUGAAAUUCUUUCACUUCAUUUUCUAUAUUUGAAGCAGAACAUACACUGUGGAGAGAGUGUCACCAUUGAAGGCCGGGCUUACACAGUUUCUGCUGUUACUCAUCGGUACCAGCUACGAAAGGGAAAGUACGAACCAAGCGAGAAGAGGCUCGACGUACAGUCGACUGGAAGAUACAUUUUGAAUUUGUACUUGGAAAAUCUUCUCGACAAAUCAUAAUCUCAAGAUUUGAUGUAACAUCUUUUACUUGCAAGAAACUGAGUAUUUGUGUUGUUGGAUCUCCGCUUUCAGUGGUUGUGAGUCAUCCAGGCACCAAAACUGAGUGCAGACUUUUCCUCAAAAGAAAACGUAAGAAUGAAUGGGCAUCGUAAAAUAGACAAUUAAUUCUCUUC
Ananas comosus (pineapple) is the source of this 807-nucleotide messenger RNA. RefSeq lists its product as uncharacterized. NCBI's taxonomy places the organism in Eukaryota, Viridiplantae, Streptophyta, Magnoliopsida, Poales, Bromeliaceae. The coding region runs from base 197 to 634 and encodes 145 amino acids. The record is from RefSeq and is a predicted model, not a curated record. The transcript has 3 exons.